Pocillopora verrucosa is the source of this 959-nucleotide messenger RNA. The record is from RefSeq and is a predicted model, not a curated record. NCBI's taxonomy places the organism in Eukaryota, Metazoa, Cnidaria, Anthozoa, Scleractinia, Pocilloporidae.
AUGUUUGGGACAGUUAUAACACCAAGGGAAAAUAGAUCAUCAGCAAAGAAAAGCAAUGCAAGCCCACCUGAACUCAAUAUUGCACUUAAAUCGAUGAGUAAUCUUCCUGAAACCUCUUUGAACUGGAGCAAUGUUGAACUUCCUGUUGAUAUUCUUUUAUUGACAGUGGAGGAAUGUGAGUUCUUAAGCUGCUUUGCCUACCUGAAGGAACCCUUUAGGAGUUAUCACACCAGUACUGGCUUUGUGUACUUUGAUCAAAGAAAGGAUUUGAAUAUCGCAUUGAUGAGGUGUGACAAAGGUCCUACUCAACCUUGGGGUACUUUGUCUGCUUCAAUGAAAGCCAUCUCGACACUGAAUCCCAAGGUUAUUUUUUCUGUUGGUGCCUGCAGUGGUUUGAAAAAGGUCAAGUUAGGAGAUGUUGUUGUUUCAGCAAAGCUGAUAACAGCUUCAUUCAAAACUCCCCUUAGCGGAGAUAUUGGUAAGCUGAUCCCACAUGUGGCUGCUGGGUGGAAGGCACCCGUAAAAAAUGCUAAUGAAUGUAAUGCAGAGUUGCACUCUGAUGGAGUGGUUCUGAGUGUCUCAGGGGCAAACAGAGAUAUAAUUGGACAACAUCCUGAGGCAAUUGCAGUAGAAAUGGAAGGCGGAGGUGAAGGUGAGAAUCGUAAUAAUUCAAGUAAUUGAUGAGCCAAGAAUGUUUGCACAUGUAGCAAGUGUUGUGGAAAACACUGCUCUGGUAUUGUCUCUGCAGGUCCAAGAAAUAGUAUAUACCAUAUCGCAUGCCAAAUUUGCAGGAAUUAUGUAUUGUGUAUUUAUAGUGAUUUUAUGUUUGGCUGGGGUAGGAAGAUUUUUUUGCAGGUGAAGGUGACUGAGAUUUCUUCUGGAUAGCUGAAUUGAAUGUGGUCCAUCAGGACGUCAUGUAAUCUGAAAAAUGUAGAAAGUAUCUUUUUAAAUAGGUUGAG